AUAACACACUGAUCCUUCCGACUGUUUGUUCAACAAUUCGUAUAAAUAUUUUAUGUGUUGUUUAAUCGUUACUUUCUUCAAUGAUAUAAUGAGUGACUUGAAGCUUCUUCGCACAGUUAUUGGGAAGUGAAAUUUACGAUCUAGUCUUGAACAGAACGGAUAAUGUUAAUUUCUUUUUGUUCACAAGUGGGUCCUUGAAGUCUCCUUGGCUACUGAACUGCAUGGGGUACCCAGAAGGCCACCCAGUGCUUAUGAUAACGUAAAACGUCAUUAAAGGGGGACUGUUUGAACAAUUGGAUAUUGUGUAUCGAUGAAAAGGACCAAAAUUAAUACUAGGUGUAUUCGUUAAAUAAGAAGCUAGCGUCGCGCGGAAGUCGUAUCUGCAACAAUAAAGAGACAGUCAUCGUAUCAGCUGAUUCCAAAUCAAAAUUAAGCCGCACGAGGCAAGGCAUACACUGAAAACUACUUAAUUGGAAUGGAAGGAUGGAUGGGAAAGUCAAAUCUCCUCAUCCUUCAGGUAUUCCAAUCCCACGUCAAAUUCGAAGAAGUGCUUCUCAACCCAUUCCACCAAGAUUGUCUAGGAGGGACCAGUAUCAGGGUCAAUUGCAGGAGGGGAGGGGUCAGCAAUGGGAGAAUGGCUUUGUCAGUCAGGGCAGGACUCCAUCAGGGAAAUGGCUAGCCAAUACAGACAAGAGGCUGCUGCAGUCCUCUGAAGGACUAGGUCAAGUAAAAGUCCGGAAAGGAAAACCUUCAGAUGGCAAUGUCUUGCAGCAGUCAAAAUCAUGUGAUAAACUGAUGACAAGGCAACCCCAGACAGUAACAGAGACAGAGAAUGAAAAUCAAAAUGAAGGAAGGUUUUGUACAGAGAAUGUCUCUGUAAAGGCCGCUGUAUGCAUGUUUGGUGGCGAGGCCAAAAUACGGAAACUGCCAACUCCAGACAGGACAUUUAAGAAGGAUGCUGCAGAGAGAGCAACUUCACCAUUCACAGACAGAAAAGACAAUAGGGAUGAGACAUCGGAUGUAAAAGAGGCUGAUGUGAAGGACAAAGCAAGUGAUAUGGAUUACACAAUCAGGGGCACAAUUUCACCUCUGCCUGGCAUUCACAAAAGUCAAGAAGACAAGGGGGCCGAAAGUCAAAUUUCUUUUGUUUUUGGUCGACCUUUGUCUCCAGAAAGUAGAUGUGUGUCACCGCCCUACGACAACAAAAUACCAGCAGUCGGGCGAAAAUGUGCUAACCCUGCGAGAUACAGGGGUCGGAAUGGUAAGCCACCAAUUUAUAUACCUCCUAGUAAGUCUGCCAAAGUGCCUUACCUAGCCAUGCUAGGGAUGAAUGGGAACCAGGGCCUACGGUGUUGUGACCAGUGUGUGGCCUGUCUGGUGGAUCUCAAACAACAAGCUCUUUACCUGAUGAAUAUGGAGGAUCCCCAGAGGAAGGCUGUGUCAAAGAAUUUCCAUGUUGAGAAGAUAGGAGAGCAAUUACAGAUCCCAGACACCUGCAAGCAAUUUCAGCAGGGCCUCUGUAAUGUGUGUGACACAUCUACUGUCCAGCUGAAGCGAGAGGUGGUGGCAAUGGUCCAGAGUAUCCAUCAGGCACAGACCGAGUCGCCUGUACAUCCUAGUCAUGUCUUCCGUCAGCAGUCCAGCAACAGAUCAUUGAAGCAAAAGACGAAAGGAGGCCCAGCAUCAUCCGGGACAGGUGGCCUCAACAAUGUAUAUUUGGAGCAGCAGCAUCAGAAGAACUACCACUAUAGAGUCAGUCAGAUGCUGACACACCAGCGAACCAGUGCAACAGGAGCAAAGUCUGUCCCUGAAAACUUAGCUCAGGUUAUGGAAAAUUCCAUGAUGUACCCUGGAUCACCACACUCAGUGAAUGCUAACCAAACACGGCAACAAAGUAUGCAAUCAAACAGUUUACAAGACAUGGAAGCUGGACAAUAUUCUAUGCAAGCAGGAAUUAACCCAUAUAUGCAGCAGCACUCUCGUGGUUUGAUGUACCCACAAAAUUAUCUGAGUCAUGGCCAGUCAUAUAGUGUUCACCCUGUGACUCCAGGUUCCCCUUACAGGGAUACAGGAACUCCAUUUCAUAUCAACCAGUCCAAUGCAGGGUAUUCAGAUCCACUGCAAAGUGCUCAGUAUUCUCAUUUACAGUAUUCUAUGUCAGGAACAAAUUACAUUUCACCAUUGAAUUAUUCUGUGCCUUCUCCUAUGUCUCCUGUCCCCCACCACUCCAGAGCGAUGUCUCCACCACAAGCCAUGUCACCACCCCAUGCCAUGUCUCCCCCUCCUUUCUCCAGAGUGUCCUCCCCUGGAUCUGUGUCCAGCCAGCAGUCUGCAGCAGCCUCUUUUUUUGCAAGGGCUGCACAAAAACUAGGAAAGAAAAAGAAGAAGCACCACCAACAGGAGCCAGAUUUACCACAGUACACCACCAAAUACAAUGAGGUUCUGAAGAACUCCCCACCCCCUGCCCCACCAUGUCUUCUGAGGGCAGCAGGACGACUGCAACAACCUGGAAUUGGAAAGGUGAAGGUCAUGUUGAAGAUUUGUUCUGAAGGACAAGCACAGUCCUGUUUAUCCAUUGACCCUAGAAAGAAACAGGUCACAGUCUUUGACCCUUCUACUGUUGGGGUCACAACAUCAUCUCAUCGUAGAACUACACCAACAGCCCCAAAAAUGUUUGCCUUUGAUGCAGUUUUUUCACCUGAUGACUCGCAGACGGAGAUUUGCUCCAGCAGCCUGACAGACAUUAUUCAAGGUGUUGUCAAUGGGGCUGACGGCUGUCUCUUCUCCUAUGGAUAUUCCAGACAUGGUAAAUCCCAUACUAUGAUGGGAGAGGAUGUGUCAGCACAGACCUUAGGAAUCAUGCCUUGUGCCAUUUCUUGGCUUUUUCGUCUCAUCGAUGAACAGAAAGACAAAACAGGGGCAAGAUUUUCUGUAAGGGUAUCAGCUAUAGAAGUUUCUGGAAAAAAUGAACAAUUGAAAGAUCUUCUGGCAGAAGUUGCAAAAUAUACUGAAGCAGGUGUAGGAACAGCCCCUGGUGUGUAUCUGAGAGAAGACCCAAUCUGUGGAACUCAGCUAGAGAACCAGAGUGAGCUCAGGGCGCCCUCUGCUGAUAGAGCCGCUUACUACCUGGAUGCUGCUCUGGCUUCUAGAGCACAAGAAGAAGAAGAGCUGAGAUCAUCUCACAUCGUGUUCACCCUUCAUGUUUAUCAGUAUAGGAUAGAGAAGGCAAAUCAAGCAGGUCUUCCAGGAGUGGCGGGAGGAAGAAGCAGACUUCAUCUAAUUGACCUUGGAAGUUCCUCAAAGUCUAAAGAUCCUGACAAUGUAUCACUUAGUCUUUCUGCACUGGGAAAUGUUAUCAUGGCUCUUCUUAAUGGUCAAAGACAUGUCCCUCACAGAGAUAGCAAAGUGGCCCAGCUGUUGAGGGAUUCUCUUGGAGGAAUUUCUUGCCGUACGUGUAUGCUUGUUCAUGUCUCUUCUUCUGUUAGUCACCACAACGAGACCCUGCAAGUAAUUCAGUUGGCAGCAAGGAUCCACAGAAUGAGAAGGAGAAAAACAAAGUUUUCAAGUACCAGCUCUGAUGACAGUUCAACAGAUGAUGGAAGACUUAGGAGACCUUUCAAAGGCUGCAGAAUGGGAACCCUUAGAGAAGAUAUGUUGUACAAUUCUUCUCAUUCAGACCCUGACUAUUAUACCUCUAGCAGUGAACAAUCAUGUGAUACUGUUAUAUAUGUUGGUGCUAAUGGGCAGUCUCUCAGUGACCGUGAAAUCACAGACAAUGAAGGACCACCAAGGUCUGUUCCAAGGACAAAUCCAAGAUUACCUAGACGACCAAGUGGGUCAAGGUCAUCUGGAGAUGAGGGAUCCAAUUCAGACAGUGGACGUAGUCGUGCAUCUUCAGAUUUCAAAUACGGAAGAGCUGCUAUGAUUCACAAUGAGAAUUUUAAUGUGAAUAGGACUCUUUCUCCAAGGUUCCAGCCACAGCCUGUUAAACCACCAUCAGCUGUUAGGGAUGUCAGUGUUGUGUCCUCUCGUGCAAAGUCACCACCGAUGUCACCAAGUGUUGGACAAAGUCAACAUCCUCUCAAAACUCCAGCACGUUCAAGAUCACAAGAUUCACCUCAAAGACUAACAGUGAAAGGGCCUUCAUCAGAGCAGCUAAAAGGAGAGCAGUGGAUUGAUGGGCCAGGUGUAUAUUCAAAGAGCAAAUUAAUGGAGGAGCAAUGGAUUGAUGGACCACAGGCUUUUGUUAAACAAGAACUUGUCAAUACCUUGGACCCUGCAAACAAACAUCUAUUCAAUCCCAAAAUGAAUGCUGAAGAGCAAUGGGUGGAUGGACCCAUUGAAAUGAUAGCUGGAUCUCAACAGCAAAACAAAGAGGGAAAAGCAACCAAUGCAAAGUUAUCUGUGCACACUAGCUGUAAAGUUGAAAAACAAUCAAAACACAAGUCCAAACCAAUGCUUGAUAUAAAAGAACGUCCAGAGAGUACUUUCAGUGAGGAAAGCAACUCGUCAGUGGCUGUGCAAGGCCCAGAUUCAAGGCCAGUAAGUUUGCAUGAAUCUGAGGGAAAAACUGAUGCUAACCAGCAAAAUGUGAAGCCUUUUGUAAGAGACUGGGUUCAGAAACAUAGUACAAUUGUUGACAGUAAAAAUGCUCCAAAGAGAGAGGAUCGGUCUGAUAUCAUGGAGUCCCAGUGUAAAUAUAAGAAGGCAAAGGCAGAGUCUCAUCGUAAACUGAGUGCUUCAACACCAAAACAGUCACCGAUGAAUUCACCAUCAGUUCCAAGAAAAACUAAAUGUGACUCACAAGCUGUUGGGAAAUUGCAAAAGUCACAUUUACCAACACCAUCCAAUCCUACCAAACGAGUCAAAGAUUGGAUACAGUCUGUGUCGAUAGAACAAACCCAAUCAAAUUGUGACAAUUUUGUGUCAGUUAGUGAUUUUAGUUGUGAACUUAAUGUGAGGGCAUCUGAAUUGAAUACUUCUCAGGAUAUGUCUUCAUGUAGUAGCAUUCAGUUAGAAACUACUAUGGAAGUAGAUUCUCAGUGUGAAACAACCAUGAACACAGCUCCCUGUAGCAGUGAUGGUCGACCAGAUGAAAUGGCUGAGUGCAAUAUUGGCGACAUUAGUUUUGAUAGCAGUGUGGACGCUUGUGACACCAGCAACUCACUUAACAGGGAAUCUAUUUACGAAAUGCAGAUGGAUGCACAAUUAGAAAAGAGUGACUUGAAAAAUAUUGAUAUCCCAGACAAUGAUACAUUCAGUAGUGUAAGCAAAGAUGAGGACUCAGAUUGUGAAAAUGAACCUCUCCUUGCAAAAGAUUUUAGCUUUCCUCAUUCUUUGACCGUUGAGAGUUUGAAAACACUUGUUGCAGAACCAGUUGGUGCAGAUCAGCAGAAAUCAAACCAGGAUCAAUCUUAUGAAGACUGUGAGAUUGAUAAAAAAAUCAAAGAAAAUUUAUUCAUUUAUGACAAAGCUAAACCAAUAUCUUCUUUACAUCGUACACCUGAUGGUGCUUCAAAUCCAAAUUUAGUCAAUGAACUUGAUUAUGAAGAAAAAAUUGACUUGAAAUUCAUGAGAGGAGAAUACAUCAUUAACCAUGUGCAGCAGAUUUCUAGUCAGAAUAUGGAUAUUUACCAGAAAGCUACCUCAUUUGUAAAGUAUGAGGAACCUGAUGGUAGAAAAUCAAAGUCAAAACCACCGCUUCCUAAACUAUCUUGUAAAUCUCACAGUGCUAGCCCAUCGCGCUGUAAGGAUCUGAGUCUCAGCCCAAAAUCUUCUGGCUCAUAUACAAGUAAAACAUCCUCACCAGUUGGCCAUGUCAGUCGUUCAAAAGAAAAGUCUCGUCAGACUUCAACAUCUUCAGUGUCCUCGCAGUCAUCUCUUCCAUUCACCACCAGUCCAUCCUCAAAAUCUUCAAAAUCUCCAUCUCCCAGUAAACUUCCCAUCUUUUCCAGUAAAACAUCUCGUAAAAAAGACAAGGAAAAUAAAGUUGGCAAUGGUCGUGUGGUUGAACUGAACACAUCCAGUAGAGGAACAGACUCUGACAGUGGUAAUGACAGUGGAAUUGUUGCACAUGAAAAGAAAUUGCUUUCUCCGUAUAACACAGUGACAAAACCACGCACUCCUAGCCAUUCCAGCAGUGGGCAUGGCAGUGACAACAGUAGCACUGUUAGUGCUGAUCUGAGGUCACAGCUGGGAAUCAAAGACAAACUUCAUGGUGGGACCAGCAGUGGAUAUGAGAGCAUGUUGAGAGACAGUGAAGAGGCAUCAGCAACAUCUUCUGGACAGGAAGAGAGCAACAGCGAGGCCCCCAGUGAUAAAAAAAAGGGAUCUAAAAAAAAGAAGUCAAGCACCAAACGGAGUCGCUCUGCCCCAGCUAGAUCAGGGGAAAGUCCUGAUGGUAAAGGGUCAGUAAUUUCAAGUCCCUCAUCAAAGGCUUGGGUUGACACACGGCAGAUUCAGAGAAUCAAGGAGGAGCCAUUUGAAAUAAAAUUAUAUGAUAUGGAUGACGUGGAGCGACUUGCUAGGAGACGAAAUGAAGAAGAGGAAAAUGAUCAAAAAAAGGAAAGGGUGUUGAAGCAAGGCAAACCACUGGAACUCAUCGACCAUAAAGAUCAGAUUGUGAUGGAGAACCGUAAUUGGAGAUUUGACUGUCGUUUUUUCAUGUGUUUUUGCCGUAAUAAACAGAAACAGACAGACUUGUAAUUUGUCCAACUUGCCAAUAAAAUAAUUAUGAACUUUGGCUGCCAAAUUUUUAAAGUGCAUUAAGUAAAGAGUUUGCAGGAUUUGAUUAUGUGUGCAUUUGUUUUUGUUCUGAUUUAUAUCAUUAUGCAUUGUACAUAUUGUAUAUAAACUUUAUUUAUAUAUACAGAUUGCAUGUAUAUUUACAUGCAUUUAAACUGUAAAAGAUUUUGUACAUUUUUAUUAUUUAUGUUAUGUAUGCAGUAAAUAUGCAGUUUCCCUUUGCAAUAGUGGUUAUGCAUGGUAGACUUUGGGAAUUAUGACAUCUAUGUACUUAUAUAUAAUUGUAAUGUGGUAUUAAUAAAUAUAUUUGUACCAUUUCAAAAAAA
Saccostrea echinata is the source of this 7070-nucleotide messenger RNA. RefSeq lists its product as uncharacterized. NCBI's taxonomy places the organism in Eukaryota, Metazoa, Mollusca, Bivalvia, Ostreida, Ostreidae. The transcript is spliced from 17 exons. The record is from RefSeq and is a predicted model, not a curated record. The coding region runs from base 484 to 6705 and encodes 2073 amino acids. Gene Ontology annotation, biological process: microtubule-based movement. Gene Ontology annotation, molecular function: ATP binding; microtubule motor activity; microtubule binding.